Messenger RNA from Parnassius mnemosyne (clouded apollo), 447 nucleotides. The record is from the annotation of a GenBank genome assembly. Lineage: Eukaryota; Metazoa; Arthropoda; Insecta; Lepidoptera; Papilionidae.
AUGGGCGGCGGUAGUCACUUACCAUCAGGACUUGAUCCAGCUCGUCCUUUAGUCAGUGAAUAUGGGUCCCGUCGUUUUCGCUUGGGUCGAGAAGACGCUCAUGUAGUACAAGUUUUCCAUACAAACGCUGGAUUCCUCGGUGAGGUGGGUGCCGUUGGUCACGCCGAUUUCUGCAUCAAUGGUGGACAAAGACAACCUGGCUGUAAAGGACAUUUCAUGCGUAGAUCACGUUGCAGCCAUUUUAUGAGCUCCUGUUACCUCGCAGCGAGCAUACGUCGACGUUUGCAUAUAAUUGGCGUGCCUUGUGACAACACAUGCCCCAAACAAGGCCGGUGGGGCAUUCGAUACGAUAGGAAACCUAUUGUUCUUGGAGAUGAAAUUCCUGAUUCAACAAGGGGUAUGUUUUGCGCGAAAGUAGAUCACGACGAAAACUGUCCAUUCGAUUGA